AUGACUCAUCCAUUUUAUAUUUUUGAACUUCGCACUUAUUUAGAUACUGCAAGAGGUGCUUUCUGGCAUAUUACUGACAUUCACGUUGAUCGUAAUUACUCCAGAUAUGGAAAUAAAGAAAAUUUGUGUCACGAAGAAGAAACCUCAAGUGGCACUGGAAAGAGACACCCUUCUUCGGACAAUGGAAUGUACGGGAAUUUCUUGUGUGACACUCCGUGGCUUCUCUUGAAUCUAACAGUAGCAUCCAUGUAUACGAUCAAAGUCCCUGAUUUCAUUAUAUGGACAGGAGAUAAUAUUCCUCAUAUAAAGAAGGGCCUUUUAGAUUGGAACGAAAUUUAUGAGACUCAGAAGAAUAUAACCUUGUUAUUGAAAUCUGUGUUUUAUAAAACACCCAUUUUGCCGAGUAUCGGUAACCACGAUACUUUUCCUCCCUAUAUCUUGCCAACUGAUAACUCGUCUUUCGCCAUAUACAAAGGAUACUUGGAAAAGGGUGGUUGGAUGGAAUUACUUAGUGAUACAGAUACGUCUACUUUCGAGAAAGGAGGAUAUUACAGCAUGUUAGUGAAAGAAAGCCUAAGAAUAAUCAGCUUGAAUACUAUUUUAUGGAAUUAUCAAAAUAAACUAACGGAAAACAUAGAAGAUCCGGCAGAUCAGUUUCAGUGGCUGGAAGAAACACUGCAAAAUUCUUCUGUUAAUUCAGAAAAGGUUUACAUUAUUGGUCAUAUACCACCGGGAUACUCUAAUAGAGCUCCUCCAGGACAAAAAGGCUUUCUGUUGUAUCAUCCUCAACAUUUAGAAUUCUAUCUUAAAAUAAUUUUUAAUUACUCUAGCAUUAUUGCGGGACAAUUCUAUGCACAUCUCCACGCUGAUAUGUUCCAGCUUUUUCGGAAUGGAUCAGAAGGAGAAUUUAUAAGCUCAUCCUUACUGGCACCAUCUGUUACUCCUUGGUAUGAAGGCAGUGGGCAAAGUGUCAGUCUUCCUAUCAACCCCUCUAUACGGCUGGUGCAUUAUUCUUUUCCAGAUUUUAAACUCUUGGAUUAUAAUCAAUACUUUUUAAAUCUGAUCAAAGCAAAUAGUGAAAAAAGUAAUGAAACUGCUAUGUAUGAGCUUCUCUAUUCUUUUACUACAUUCUUUGGAGUGAAGGAUUUGACUACCCAAUCACUUGUGAAACAUUACCAAAGACUGCAACGAAGUUCCUUGUGGUUCAAUGCAUUCUUCAAAUUUCUUACUGCCGGCAUGCAGACUGCUGUUUGCGAUAAAACUUGCAAAGUUGCUCAGCUUUGCGCGAUAGCUGCCAGUAGGCCAGAUGACUACGACAAUUGUUGGCGCGUAGCUGAAUCUUUAACUACCAAUCAGCUUACAAUUUCAAAGAAUUCUAUAAUUAUAUUUAUUGGCAUAUCUGUAAUACCUAAUAACAACUGUUUGUUGCAAUGUGCAGCAGUUUGCACUGAUGUUUUUGUUGCAUCAUUGGUAAAAUGA
This is a messenger RNA of Argiope bruennichi, 1479 nucleotides long. Its product is annotated as sphingomyelinase phosphodiesterase C-like. The coding region runs from base 1 to 1479 and encodes 492 amino acids. The transcript has 9 exons. The record is from RefSeq and is a predicted model, not a curated record. Gene Ontology annotation, molecular function: hydrolase activity. Lineage: Eukaryota; Metazoa; Arthropoda; Arachnida; Araneae; Araneidae.